AGAGCGGAGCCCGAUUGCUCCUGCCUGCUGCCUUGGGUAAAGUCUUCCUAUUUUAACAAGUGUCAGAAUAACUUGUUCUGAAACCAGCCCUGCCCAGUGGAAUCCCAGGUGCCUGCAGUGACAGGGAAGUCGACCAGGGUCUGCACCACCCGUUGGGAGAGGCCUACUGUGGGUACAGCAGUGGUCAAAGCCUGUGGGCAAAGCGGCAGGACAUCCUGAGCCAUCCAGUUGCUUUGGGAGUCUGAUCUCAGGUAGAGGGGGGCUGGGGCUGCUCCCAUGCUGACACAUUAACUUCUGAGGCCAGCAGGAGGGUGGAUGGUCACUCAUUACCAAGGGCCGAGGUCAAGGGGCUGGGUGGUGUCCGGUCACUUAUGUAACCUGUGGGCAUAUAUAGGGGCACACAGCCCCGUGGGCCUCUUACCCACCUGCCAGCUCCGCUCCCUCAGGAUGAAGGUGGCUGUGGGCCCAGACCCUUCCCUGGUCUACCGGCCUGAGCUGGACCCGGAGGCGGCCAAAGACAAGGGCAGCUUCCGGAACUACACCUCCGGCCCGCUCCUGGACCGCGUCUUCGCCACCUACAAGCUCAUGCACUCGCAGCAGACGGUGGACUUCGUCAAGAAGAAGCACGCCCAGUUCGGGAGCUUCUCCUACAAGAAAAUGACUGUGUUGGAGGCUGUGGACAUGCUGGACGGGCUGAUAGACGAGUCGGACCCAGACGUGGACUUCCCCAACUCCUUCCACGCCUUCCAGACGGCGGAGGGCAUCCGGAAGGCCCACCCUGACAAGGACUGGUUCCACCUCGUGGGCCUCCUGCACGACCUGGGGAAGGUCCUGGCUCUGGCGGGGGAGCCCCAGUGGGCAGUUGUUGGAGACACCUUCCCAGUGGGCUGCCGUCCCCAGGCCUCUGUGGUUUUCUGUGACUCCACCUUUCAGGACAACCCUGAUCUCCAGGAUCCUCGAUACAGCACAGAGCUCGGCAUGUACCAGCCCCACUGCGGGCUGGAGAACGUCCUCAUGUCCUGGGGCCAUGACGAGUACAUGUACCAGAUGAUGAAGUUCAACAAAUUCUCCCUCCCCCCGGAGGCCUUCUACAUGAUCCGAUUCCAUUCCUUCUACCCGUGGCACACGGGUGGUGACUACCGGCAGCUGUGUGGUGAGCAGGACCUGGCCAUGCUGCCUUGGGUGCAAGAGUUCAAUAAGUUUGACCUGUACACCAAGUGUCCUGACCUGCCAGACGUGGACAAGCUGCGGCCCUACUACCAGGGACUUAUUGACAAGUACUGCCCCGGUGUCCUGAGCUGGUGACCAGCCUGCCCACCCUGCUGAGGCCUGCUAGAAUGCCCCAGGGUGACAGCCACUGUCAGGCACAGUGACAGCUCACCCCAGCCUCUCUAGGGGACCCCACACACCCACCUAUGGUCUGUGCUCCCCACCUUAGUCCACUCUGCCUGGUGGCAAUAAAGACCUUG
This is a messenger RNA of Rhinolophus ferrumequinum (greater horseshoe bat), 1469 nucleotides long. It is a transcript of the gene MIOX, whose product is annotated as myo-inositol oxygenase. NCBI's taxonomy places the organism in Eukaryota, Metazoa, Chordata, Mammalia, Chiroptera, Rhinolophidae. Gene Ontology annotation, biological process: inositol catabolic process. The coding region runs from base 316 to 1305 and encodes 329 amino acids. The transcript has 10 exons. The record is from RefSeq and is a predicted model, not a curated record. Gene Ontology annotation, cellular component: cytoplasm. Gene Ontology annotation, molecular function: iron ion binding; inositol oxygenase activity.